Messenger RNA from Asparagus officinalis (garden asparagus), 1568 nucleotides. RefSeq lists its product as uncharacterized. NCBI's taxonomy places the organism in Eukaryota, Viridiplantae, Streptophyta, Magnoliopsida, Asparagales, Asparagaceae. The record is from RefSeq and is a predicted model, not a curated record. The transcript is spliced from 7 exons. Bases 249 to 1217 code for a protein of 322 amino acids.
UUUUGGUUGAUGGAGAGAAACCCAGAACUGGCCGGACUGCACUUGACACUGGUUGUUUUCGCUGGUUGGUAAACAUCCGCAUUGGGUAUCUUGUUCUUCGGGUGAAGAAUCGUUGUCACAUAGAGCCUUACCUUCCGUGCCGUUUCGCUCGCCAGUUCGGUUACGACCAACUAUAUGUUGAGAACCCGAGCCGUGGUUUGAAGACCGAGGGAGGGCUUAUUGACGGCGUUCGGGCAUGACUUUGGACUAUGGUGGGCUGUACUGGAGCCUACUUUGCUCUUCCUUCCUCUAAACGCAAGCCGUUGGUUACUUUUCUCAGCUGCAAGUGGUUCCUUUCUGCCAAUGAGUUCAUAGGCGUGAAGAGUCUUUCAGAACUGGAGACUGAGCAUUUGGCUCGGGUUACUAUCCAGGCUACUCGUAGAGCCGAAUUUUUGAAGAAGCAGGGGAAAAAGCCUGCCAAGCCCUCUCUUUUGAGCAGAGACAGGAUAGAGGAUGAUGAAGAGCUUCUUCCCACUGAUGAUGAGGAUGAGACUUCCGAGGAAGAAUAUGUGGACAUCGAUACCGAUGAGGAGGAACCUACUACAGGUUUGUCCGACUCUUUCUUUUCAGGAUUAAUGGACUUAUCCCUCUUUCGUUGGUACCAGCGUCAUAUUCUUUCUAGACCUCAAUUGACUUUUCAAAAACCAGAGCGAAAGGUCUUGUUUACUUAUCCUAACAAGAUGACUCUUAUCACCCUAGGUAGAGUGGAUAAUGAGCAUGAAUCGCUCGCUUCUCGCUAUGCGAGAUCUCGGCCUAGCGGCAACUCUCCUGCACAGGUUGAGGCACGUAGCAAAUUUAUGCAUGAGCGGCCCGUUGGUUCUGCGAGUGUUAACAUUUCAAAAUGGAAGAAGACUGUUCAUAAGCCACAUGUUGAUCGGCGUCCCUAUGGAGUGGAGUCAGAAGGUAUUGACGGCAGCGGAGAAGGACACCAUGAAGAAUGUGAACUUCCACCGGAUUCCGUAUUCCCUGAUUCCGAUCGUUUGGAUAGUUUCAUGCAGCAGAUGUGUGAUGCCAUUCACGACGAGCCUAUGGAUGUUGACACGAACAUGGUGUCGGGGCAUGUUAAUGGUGUUGAGCCCACUGUUCUACACUCAGAUAAUUUGAAGGAUCCAGGUAUGGACAUCGGGGCGAAAGAGUCCGAUACUACCACUGCAGAAGCCAUCUUAGAGACCAGCUGAAGAUGAAGCCUUUCAUGAUACUGGUCUCGAGGAACAAGGGUAUGUCUCAGCACCGAGUUUUUCAGGGUCUGAUCUUAGACUAUUAGUCGACCUGCUGGCUGAGCAGACCACCAAAGAUACUGCAGGACCAUCCUUUGAGAGCGAUUCGUCCGCAGUACCAGUCACUGGGACUGAUUCAAUCAUGAUUCCCAGCAUUUCUGGUUUACCUCAGGGUAAUGGUCCUACAGGACCAGCCAUCGGGACUGAUACACUUAUGAUUCCUGGCAUUUCCCGUUUACCUGAGGGUGAUGGACCUGCAGGACCAGCCGUUAUGACUGAUGCGUCUACGGUUUCUGGGACGGAUAGCUUGCC